Molecule: messenger RNA, 447 nt
Organism: Condylura cristata (star-nosed mole)
Lineage: Eukaryota; Metazoa; Chordata; Mammalia; Eulipotyphla; Talpidae
Gene: CLEC2A
Product: C-type lectin domain family 2, member A
Exons: 5
Coding region: 1-447 (148 amino acids)
Source: RefSeq, a predicted model, not a curated record
AUGAAAAGAGAAAGAAAAAAAGUUCAAGAGCUGAGAGCCAACAAGAUAAUGCUCAUUCCGCUCAUUCUGACUUUGUCUGUAGUGUGUUCAAAGGAAUGGAUUGGAGUAGAAGAGAAGUGUUUCUACUUUUCUAAAGAUACCAGAAACUGGACAUCCAGUAAAAGUUUUUGCAGCUCACAUGGAUCGGAACUUGCUCAUCUUGACACGAAAGAGGAGUUGGAAUUUUUGAAGAAGUUUGCGGGACCUGUUAGGUAUUGGAUUGGACUGAGCAGAAAACACAGAGAGUACUGGAAAUGGACAGAUGGCAUCACAUUCAAUGACUUGUUUGAAAUUAAUGGAAGUGGAUUCUUUACUUUUCUGAAUACUGAUGGAGUCCAAAGCUCUAGGGGACUUGUUGAUAUCAAGUGGGUUUGCAGCAAACCUAGAUUUUUAACAGUGCAAAAAUAA